AUGACGAGCGCGUACCCCUCCGUCUUCACCUUGCCGCGGGUCCCCCUCCCCUCCGACGGGGUGUACACAGACACCCUGCUCGAGCAGCGGGACACGGAGGACCGGCUCGGCGACGUGCUUGCCGACACCGCACCCGCACUCGUACCAAGAGAACCAGCCACGGCGGGGGGCACGACGGUCCUCCGGAAAGCGGAGCACGGCAUUUUCUUGCACAGCACGUUCUACCGCCUCCCAUCUCCCUAUGUUGCGCUCGACGCAUCGCGGCCGUGGCUCAUGUACUGGACUGUGCACAGUCUCGAUCUGCUGGGCAUUGGUCUGGAUCCCGGAACGACUGAGCGGGCAGUCCAGACUCUGCUCAAGUUUGAAUCGCCGACGGGCGGCUUCGGCGGCGGACCGGGAAACACGCACCUCGCCCAUCUCCUGCCGAACUAUGCGGCCGUGUGCUCGCUCGCGAUUGUGGGCUCGGAGCGCAGCGGCUGGCCCCAACUCGUCCAAGCGAGACAGGGCAUCUACGACUUUUUCAUGCGCAUGAAGCGUCCCGACGGCGGGUUUCAUGUCUGUGACGGCGGCGAGAUUGACGUGAGGGGAACAUACUGCCUCCUCGUCGUCGCGACGCUGCUGGACCUCCUGACGCCCGAGCUCCUGCUCGGCGUCGACCGCGCCCUGGCCUCUUGCCAGACGUACGAGGGCGGCUUCGCCGCCAGUGCCUUCGCCUUUGGUCUCGACACGGCUGAUGCCGACGCGCCGCGCGCAGCCCUCGCAGAGGCGCACGGGGGGUAUACCUCGUGUGCGCUAAACUCGCACUUUCUCCUCUCCUCUAUUACGCCCCCGAACUCGCCCCUAUCCUCGCUGCCGGGCGACUAUCCCAGGCCGAUCGACGCCGAGUCCGCCCUCAGGUGGAGCGUCAUGAUGCAGGGCGAAGCGGGAGAAGUGGGUGGGUUCCGGGGCCGCACGAACAAGCUCGUAGACGGGUGCUAUGGUUGGUGGGUUGGGGGCGGGGUGCCCGUUGUAGAGGAGCUGGCGCGGCGGCAGCGAGACAAGCACGAGCCCGAGUCGCGCAUAGCCGUGCUCGACGACGACGGGGAUGGCGAGUGGACAGACGAGCCGGGCAUGCAGGCGCUGUUCAACCGGGGUGAGUUGUGCUACGAAGGUGAUGUGCUGACAUCACCAGUCGCGCUGCAGGAGUACGUCCUCCUCGCGGCCCAGCGGGAGGCCGGCCCCGAACCAGCCGGCGGGCUGAGGGACAAGCCCGGCAAGCGGCCAGACCUGUACCAUACCUGCAACAAUCUGUCUGGACUGUCGGUCGCGCAGCACCAGAUGCGCCAUGACGCGGCUGCGGUGCAGGCCGCAAGGGAUGCGUUUGACACGACGGCGGGUCUGCCGGCCGUCCAGCCCACGACGGCAGAGGGAGGGUGGAGCAGCGAAGAGGAGCGGCAGAGGGUGCGCCGCGAGGUGUAUGCCAAUGUCCUGGGCUGGGUCGAGGAUAAGAGCAACGAGCUCGUCGUCGGGGGCCAGGAGAGCAGGGUGGGCGUCACGACACCCGUGUUCAAUGUGUCGCAGGGAAGACUGAGGCCGUUCAUCAAGUACUUCUACGGACAGAAGUGA
Messenger RNA from Trichosporon asahii var. asahii CBS 2479, 1605 nucleotides. Its product is annotated as protein farnesyltransferase. Gene Ontology annotation, biological process: protein farnesylation. The record is from RefSeq and is a predicted model, not a curated record. Lineage: Eukaryota; Fungi; Basidiomycota; Tremellomycetes; Trichosporonales; Trichosporonaceae. Bases 1 to 1605 code for a protein of 534 amino acids. Gene Ontology annotation, cellular component: protein farnesyltransferase complex. Gene Ontology annotation, molecular function: protein farnesyltransferase activity. The transcript is spliced from 3 exons.